Molecule: messenger RNA, 1545 nt
Organism: Apaloderma vittatum (bar-tailed trogon)
Lineage: Eukaryota; Metazoa; Chordata; Aves; Trogoniformes; Trogonidae
Gene: PDZK1
Product: PDZ domain containing 1
Exons: 8
Coding region: 1-1545 (514 amino acids)
Biological process (GO): protein localization to plasma membrane
Cellular component (GO): apical plasma membrane
Molecular function (GO): protein-membrane adaptor activity; signaling receptor binding
Source: RefSeq, a predicted model, not a curated record
AUGACAAAAAAGCCCCAGAUGAGCUAUGGAUUCUACCUUCGGAUUGAGAAAGACACAGCAGGGCAUCUCAUCCGGAACGUGGAAAAGAACAGUCCAGCAGAGGAGGCUGGCUUGAAGGAUGGAGACAGAGUCCUCAGGGUUAAUGGUGUGUUUGUAGACAAGGAAGACCAUGCACAGGUGGUGGAGAUUAUCAAAACCAGCGGGAAUUCUAUUGUACUUCUUGUUCUGGAUGGCACAUCCUAUGAAAAGGCAAAAAAGGAGGGAGUGAACUUGGAAGAGCUGACUCAAAAGGUGUCAACAGGACAGCAGCAGUCCCUGCCGCCCAUGGACAAUGGAGCAAUCACUGCAGUUCCACAACCCCGACUCUGCUACCUAGUAAAGGAGGAGAAAGGCUACGGCUUCUCUCUGAAAACCAUAGGACAAAAGGGGUCAUUCAUAGUAGAGCUUUUACCACAAGGAGCAGCUGCAAAGGCUGGUGUCCAAAAUAACGAUCGCCUGAUUGAAAUCAAUGGAAAAAACGUGGAAAACAACACACACGAGGAAGUGGUGGAAAAGGUAAAGGAGUUUGAAAAUCACGUUAUGUUUCUACUUUCAAAUGAAGAAACGGACCAGUAUUACGUAAGCCAGAAGAUGGUGCUAAGCAAAGAGAGCGCCAACCUAAGACGGCUUCCCUUCAAACCGCGACUUAUCGAGAUCCAGAAAGGAAAAAGUGGUUAUGGCUUUUACCUACGGAUGGAACAAAAUACAGGGGAUCACGUCAUCAAGGAUAUUGAUUCUGAGAGCCCGGCAGCCAAGGCAGAUCUCAAAGACAAUGAUAUCUUAGUCGCUGUCAAUGGCGAGCAAGUGGACGGCCUGGAUCAUGAAAGUGUAGUGCGAAAAAUUAAGCAGUGUGAGGCAAAAACCACACUGUUGGUAGCAGAUAAGGAAACCAAUGCCAUGUAUAAACUGGUAAGAAAAUGCAAACCACCACUAAGAAUUGGCUCAAAUGUCCCCGUUCUCAUACUACUACAAAGCACAAGAUCCAACUCCAGCUACAAGGGAGGAAAGAGCGAACACACUGAGCAGAAAGUGAACCACAAGCCAAGAAUUUGCAAGAUGGUGAAAGGCCCCAGUGGAUUUGGCUUCAAUUUAAACAUGAUCAAGAACAAGCCAGGACUGUUCAUCACCCAGGUACUAAUCCAAGGGCCAGCUGACACAGCAGGUGUAGAAAAUAAUGACUUUUUGGUGGAAGUGAAUGGAGUGAAUGUGAUCAAUGAAUCCUACGACAACGUCGUGUCAAGAAUCAAAAAUACCGGUGACAGAUUAACACUACUGGUGUGCAGCAAAGAUGCUUACACAUACUUCCAAAGCCAGAACAUUCCCAUCACAGCCUCUAUGGCAGAUCCCAUCCAUGACAUUUCUGAACCUCCUGUUUAUACAGAAAAUCACCUGUCAGAGCCCGAGAGAAGCUCACCUGAAUCAAGGGAAAGGGCAAGCUCAUCCUUCUCUUCACUAUCAGCUGCCUCUACAAGAGCAGACAGUGACAACGAUGAUACAAAGUUGUGA